AUGAUAGGGGAACAAGUACGUGGUUGUUUUCAUUCCCCUGGUUUUUCGACAUGAAGGAAGCAAACAUGGCUCUUCCUGUCAGUGUGGGGGAUCUGCUGCAAGCGGAGCUCCUGGAGGACGCUGCUUACCGGGACGACGGGCUGUGUGUGGUCGGUAUUUUCGGUAAAAGCAGCAUGCAGCUCGGCUCGCUGAAGGAGUCUCUGAUCAACACGCUGGCGGACAAGCACCUGUUCUCGAUGUUCGGCGGGCCGGAGGACGGCGGCACCCCGAGCAGCCACAUCCAGGCUUUCUACAACCAGGAGAACCGGGUGCUGUACCUCCUGCUCUCCUCCGUCUGCGACGGCCGACAGCUGCUGCGGGCCUGCCUGUCUCUGGGUGCCGGGACCGGACACUCGGACGCCCACGACUUCUGGAAGAGCCUAGAGAGGCAGCACUGCCUCCACCUGCUCUACAUGUUCUCCGUGUGUCACGUCCUGCUGCUCGUCCACCCCAACCAGACCUUUGACGUGACAUACGACCGGCUCUUCAGGGCUCUGGACGCCCUGCGGCAGAAGGUCCUGCCUCUGAUCCGAGCUGCCAUCAAAGACUGCCCGGUGUCCAAGGAGUGGAAGCUGAACUGCCGGCCCUGCCCUCCACGGCUGCUCUUCGUCUUCCAGAUGAACGGCACUCUGAAGGUCCCUGCAAACGGCUUAGAGUCUGGAGGAAACCCUGACAAACCCAAGAAACAUUCUCCCAGGCGGAGGCUGCAGCACGCCUUGGAGGACCAGAUUUAUCGCAUCUUCCGUAAAAGUCGAGUUCUAACCAACCAGAGUAGCAACUGCUUGUUCACUGUGCCCGCCAACCAGGCGUUUGUGUACGUGAUCCCAGCAGCAGAUGAUGACCCCUUAGGUGCACUGCUCGGUCAGCUGCGCUCCAACUGCAUGUUGUCUGAACAGGACUCCUCUGUGUCGGUGUCAGGACCGAGGCGCUAUCAGCAAAUGCGACAUUCAGCUCGGCAGCUCAGCAGCAGCGGUGACUCGGGCAGCAUAUCGAUGGGCAGUCAGCUGGUGGACUGCAGCCUGAAGGAGUUCCUCUGGCAGCACGUCGAGCUGGUGCUCACUAAGAAAGGUUUUGAUGACAGCGUGGGACGCAACCCACAGCCUUCGCACUUUGAGUUGCCAAACUACACCAAAUGGGUCCAGGUCGCCACGAGACUCCACCAAGUUCUCAUCAAAAACACAGAUGAAGAAAUGGCUGAGCUAGCUGCAAAAGUGCAAAGCCAGGUGAAGGUUCUGGAGGGUUUUCUUGACGCUGACACAAAGUUCUCUGAGAACAGGUGCCAAAAAGCUCUGCCACUGGCUCACAGCGCCUACCAGUCCAACCUGCCUCAUAACUACACCACCACGGUGCACAAAAACCAGCUGGCUCAGGCUCUGCGGGUGUACAGUCAGCACGCUCGAGGUGUGGCUUUCCAACGUUACGCUCUGCAGCUUCAUGAGGACUGUUACAACUUCUGGAGCAACGGCCACCAGCUAUGUGAGGAGCGAAGUCUGACUGACCAGCACUGUGUUCACAAGUUCCACCUGCUGCCUCAGCCAGGAGAGAAGCCUGAUAUGGAUCACAACCCGCCCAUCAUGAACCACAACAGCAGGGGGCGCUCCACCAGCUCCUGUAACUGUGGCCGGAAACAGGCUCCUCGCGAGGAUCCGUUUGACAUCCAGACAGCAAAUUAUGACUUCUACCAGAUGCUGGAGGAGAAAUGCUGUGGGAAGCUGGAGAGGAUUGACUUUCCGGUGUUCCAGCCCAGCACUCCUGACCCAGCUCCGGCCAACCAAGCUCAGAGAAACCCCUGUGAGGCUUCAGGGUCAGGUGAUUCAGAGAGGCUGAAGGAGCCCAGUACUGCCCAGAGCCAUACACCUGGAGACACCAGCCUCAGCCUGGCUCUCAGUCUAGGCCAGUCCACAGACAGCCUGGGGCCCUACGGGGAUGGAGAUGGACCCGAAACCCAAGUCCAGCAAAAGAGGCCGAGUCUUGUUGACCGGCAGCCCUCCACUGUGGAGUACCUUCCUGGAAUGAUGCACUCUGGCUGCCCUAAAGGUCUCCUCCCUAAGUUCUCCAGCUGGUCACUGGUGAAACUUGGCCCAGCAAAGUCAUAUAACUGCCACACGGGCCUGGAGCAGCCAGGCUUCCUCCCCGGCUCCUCAUUCCUCUUGCCAUGGGACUUGGUGAUUCGCUCCCGCUCAGAGGAGGAUGCAGGACUAACAGAGCCUUUGGACGGAGGCACCUCCUCGUGGCCAGCCCCCAACAAGAGCCUCAUUGGGAAGCGAGGCAGCACCGGAGGGCUCGGUAGGAGUCGCAGGAGGGAAGACAUGGCUCGCAUCUUUGUGGGGUUCGAGUACGAAGACGGCAGGGGGAGACGCUUCAUAAGCUGUGGACCUGAUAAAAUAGUGAAGGUGUUGGGGCCGGGGGGCGCUAAAGAUCCCGCCACCAGAGUGCUAAACACCGACAUGCCGCUGUACAUCCCCUCUCCCUCCCAGGGCCGCGGCCUGAAGCCCCACUUCUCCCAGCUGGCUCGCCUUUUUGUUGUAGUGCCUGAUGCCCCACUGGAGGUUACCCUCAACCCACAGGUACAGCCAGGCCCUCCUCCAUGCCCAAUCUUCCACCCAGAGCAGUCGGAUAUAACGUUGCCACCUGAUGGCUUUUGGGUGCUGCGGUUUCCUUAUUCCUACGCCACAGAGCGCGGUCCCUGUUACCCCCCCAAAGAGAACCAGCCACUGAACAACUACAAAGUGCUGCGAGGCAUCCUGAAGGCCACCACGGCCAACCCUCCACCACAGUGAACCUUAACGUUUCAUCCAGGACUCCACCUUCCCAGUGUUAUUGCUGCACAGCUUUGCAUAGACGCUGCAGAUAUUUCCUUCAUUUGUUUGACGUGUUUUACACUGGAUUUCGAUGAAAUAAGAUGCGGAUGGGCAUGGUCUCCACAGAUAAGCGUUUUCACACGUGCUCUGCAACCCUUAACUAACCCUUAACAACAGAGGUGUAUGUGAGAAUGUAUCAGCUGGUCUUUAACCUGCCAGCUCUUUAGUAUAAACUCUGUUCAUGUAGAUGUGUUGCUUUUACCUCCGGCAGUGCCGCGUGUCUUGCUGUAUACGGGCUGUUUCCUCACCAAAACCACACAGAAUGUUUCCAGCAGGGCAGAUGUGUUUGAAGUGGACUCUUUCCCCAAGUGUGAAAAAUAACCUGACCUGAUUCUCCCAAAAAAAAAAAACCUGUCAGAAGUGCAUGUGUGAAAAUAGCUUUGGAUGCCUGCUGAUUUAGAUCAUUGGUUCUCAAACUGUGGGCCACGAAUAACCAGAGAAAAACUGAAUGAAGAGAAACAAAGAAGAGUUUGCUGAUGGUGGUGGUAUUACAUUUAAUUCACUAAAAUUUUGAUCUUUCUUUAUGUUAUCAAUAAGUAAAAAUUGUAAGGUGCGACCCUUUUAUUGGCUUGUGAACAGGGUGUGCUAGAAAAAGUUUGAGAACUGCCAAUUCCCUCGAUAGUUUACAUCCCAGGAGACCAACCGAUUCUGACAAUAAGCUUCACAUUUGAAGCUCGUGCUUCAAGUAAAAGCACCAGAAAAACAUUCCUUCGAACAACCUGAGGGGGCACAGAUGCUGUAGCCGCUGUUUAAACUGCACCUUCUUCUGAGUUCGGGUGCUGACUUUCCAGUAGCGGUAUUCCUGCACGUUCUCUGAUUGGCAGGCUGUGCUGAGGAUGUAAAAUUUCCUGUCACUUCUCGUGUGUAAAAACGAUGAAUGCCGUGUAGGAGAGACUGUGUGAACUAAGGGAGGGAGGGCGCGGCGAAGCCCUCGUUGGAGCAGAGGCUGCAGUCGACUGGUUGCAGCUGAACUUGUGUUUAUUUUGUUUUAGUUUGUAAAGGUAACGCACGCCGCUGCUCACAAACUCAGAGACACUCAAACUGAAAGAUGUUUUUGUUUCUCUGUAAAUAAAAACCAAUCAUUUA
Archocentrus centrarchus (flier cichlid) is the source of this 3986-nucleotide messenger RNA. It is a transcript of the gene smg8, whose product is annotated as SMG8 nonsense mediated mRNA decay factor. NCBI's taxonomy places the organism in Eukaryota, Metazoa, Chordata, Actinopteri, Cichliformes, Cichlidae. The record is from RefSeq and is a predicted model, not a curated record. Gene Ontology annotation, biological process: nuclear-transcribed mRNA catabolic process, nonsense-mediated decay.